Trichosurus vulpecula (common brushtail) is the source of this 1268-nucleotide messenger RNA. RefSeq names its product GINS complex subunit 3 (gene GINS3). The transcript is spliced from 5 exons. Gene Ontology annotation, cellular component: GINS complex. Gene Ontology annotation, biological process: mitotic DNA replication initiation. Lineage: Eukaryota; Metazoa; Chordata; Mammalia; Diprotodontia; Phalangeridae. The record is from RefSeq and is a predicted model, not a curated record. Bases 1 to 759 code for a protein of 252 amino acids.
AUGUCCGAGGCGUAUUUCCCAGUGGAAUCGGGGGCUCUGGGGCCCGAGGAGAACUUCCUGUCCCUCGACGACAUCCUGAUGUCCCACGAGAAGUUGCCGGCCCGCACUGAGACUCUCCUGCCCCGCCUGGGAGGCCUCCUUUUGGAGCGCAGCAGCGGCGGAGAAAGCGAGCUAGGCAUCCCGGAGGUAACGCCCCCGACCGACGUCUCGCAAGGACUACAAUUCCCUGCAGGUCUAGGGAGUCAAAUCGGGCCCCUCCUCCCUCCUCAACCUCUGAUAACCUUGAGGCUGCAGGGCUCAAAAUUGGAAAUCCCGUUGUGGCUGGCAAAAGGACUUUAUGACAACAAAAGACGGAUCCUUUCUGUGGAGCUCCCUAAGAUUUAUAAAGAGGGUUGGAGGACGGUGUUCAGUGCUGAUGCCAAUGUGGUCGACCUCCAUAAAAUGGGCCCCCACUACUAUGCCUUUGGCUCUCAGCUCCUGCAUUUUGACAGCCCGGAGAACCCAGAAGUGUCUCAGACGCUCUUACAGACCUUUAUUGGACGUUUUCGCCGCAUCAUGGACUCCUCUCAAAAUGCCUACAAUGAAGACACCUCCAGCCUGGUAGCCCGGCUGGAUGAGCUGGAGCGGGGCUUGUUUCGAACAGGCCAAAAAGGUUUGAAUGACUUUCAGUGCUGGGAGAAGGGUCAAGCUUCUCAGAUCACAGCUUCUAGCCUGGUUCAGAAUUACAAGAAGAGAAAAUUCACUGACUUGGAAGGCUGAAAGCCUGGAGAACACUGUGGUAGCCAGGACUCUUUUAGAUGUCUCCUAAAGAUGAGACUAACCGACCUUGUACAGGGAAUCAAUCUUUUCCCAUUUUAUCAGUUGUUUCUUGAAAUGCAUUCUGGAGUGGGAUUGUUCUGUUGGGAAAAGAUGGGUUGGAAGGGGAUGGACCAUAGCCACGCAGGCCUUCCACUGUGUGGGAAUUAUUUCUCAGUUGUUUGGCAGCACAAAUUUACUUCUCCCAAGAAUUUAUAGUAGCCUUCAUGGAUGCCUGAAUAAAAAGCCUUCCCAAGUAAGGAUCCUUAACAUUUCAAACCACUUACUGUAGCAAUCAAAUUAGAAUUCUAAAGACUAGUGCAAAGGGUUUGGAAUACUUUCAAGUCCCCAGGUCCAGGAGGUACAACUGAGGAUGGAGACAAAUCACACCCAUAUUGGAAAAAACUCACCACAGUUGCCUGAAGGUCAUUUUCUUCCAGUCCUCCUCAUUUUGUUAAAAGAAAGGCAAUACC